AUGGGCGCUCUACUUUCACUUCCUUUGUUGGCUGUGCCAAGCAUAGGCACUGUGAUCGGUUUCGCUGCAAGCUGCUGUGGAGCAGCAACAUGUUCUGCCGUGUGCAGUGCUUGUGGGAAGUGCGGUAACAGUGUUGCCACUCGUAUCGCAUACGCCCUCAUCCUUUUAAUCAAUUCGAUAUUAUCAUGGAUAAUGCUAACGCCAUGGGCAAUCAAUAAACUACAAGGCUUGACGUUGGAUUAUAUGACGAUUAGUUGUCCGGAGGGAGAAUGUUAUGGCUGGGUCGCGGUUCACCGGAUCAAUUUCGCACUCGGCAUUUUCCAUCUUAUAAUGGCAGCGAUGCUUUUAGGCGUCAACUCUUCGAAGAAUCCUCGUGCAGCAAUACAAAAUGGCUUCUGGGGUCCAAAAAUCAUUGCCUGGUUGGCCUUGGUCGUAGUUUCGUUCUUGAUUCCAGAUGGAUUCUUUUUGGUAUGGGGCAAUUAUAUCGCAUUUACCGGGUCAACACUAUUCCUCCUCCUUGGACUUAUUCUACUGGUAGACCUUGCGCAUACAUGGGCGGAAUACUGUCUUGAACAGAUUGAGGCAUAUGAUUCCCGAGCUUGGAGAGGCAUCUUGAUCGGAUCAACAUUGGGCAUGUACGCAUGUUCGGUGGCAAUGACCAUUGUUCAGUAUAUUUUCUUCGCUAGCGCUGGAUGCUCGAUGAACCAGACCGCUAUCACUCUCAACCUGAUCUUCCUGAUCAUCGUCUCUGUCGUCUCUGUCCACCCCAUGGUCCAAGAAUUCAAUCCUAGAGCAGGUUUGGCUCAAUCUGCCAUGGUGGCUAUUUACUGCACAUACCUUACCAUGUCUGCAGUAUCUAUGGAGCCUGAUACCAAACAUUGUAAUCCUCUCAUCCGAGCUCAGGGCACUCGAACAACCUCCAUCAUCAUUGGUGCGAUUGUCACUAUGUUGACCGUCGCAUAUACAACAACCAGGGCCGCAACACAAGGAGUAGCUUUGGGAGGAAAGGGAAAGAGAAUCACAUUGCCCGAAGAUGACGAGCAUGAUCUUGUCACGCAACAACCAGAUAGCCGCCGUGAAAUGCGUGCCGCAGCCCUUCGACAAGCUGUAGAAGAAGGUAGUCUCCCUGCCGACGCUCUUCUAGAUGACGAUGAUGAAAGCGACAGUGGAAACACCGCCAAAGAUGACGAGAGAACCUCAACACAAUACAGCUACGCAUUAUUCCACGUAAUCUUCUUCCUGGCAACCACCUGGGUAGCUACACUUCUCACCAUGAACAUGGAUGAGUAUACAGAUGGAAACACAAAUUUCGCGCCUGUAGGAAGAACAUACUGGGCAUCAUGGGUCAAGAUUGUUAGUUCAUGGGUAUGCUAUGGUAUCUAUACCUGGACACUGGUUGCACCUGUAGUGCUACCAGAUCGAUUCGAUUUUUAG
Molecule: messenger RNA, 1434 nt
Organism: Sclerotinia borealis F-4128
Lineage: Eukaryota; Fungi; Ascomycota; Leotiomycetes; Helotiales; Sclerotiniaceae
Source: the annotation of a GenBank genome assembly